Abrus precatorius (Indian licorice) is the source of this 378-nucleotide messenger RNA. Its product is annotated as chitinase 2-like. The coding region runs from base 1 to 378 and encodes 125 amino acids. The transcript has a single exon. Gene Ontology annotation, biological process: carbohydrate metabolic process. The record is from RefSeq and is a predicted model, not a curated record. NCBI's taxonomy places the organism in Eukaryota, Viridiplantae, Streptophyta, Magnoliopsida, Fabales, Fabaceae.
AUGUCUGUCGAACCAGCAGCCUUUGUGCAGGGAGAGAUUUUUCGAGAAUAUAUUGGCGCCAAGCCUUCCCCGAAAUUGAGAAAAUUCCCAGUUGAGAUCAUCAAUCCAAAAAUUUCAGAAUUUCACUUCAUUUUGGCCUUUGCCACAGACGACUACGACCCUACUACGGGAAGAGGCAAAGGGAAUUUCAGACCAUCUUGGAAUGUCAGUGACUUCAGUGCUGUCAAAAUCAAAGAAAUGAAGGCACAAUAUAAGAAUGUGAAGGUGGUAAUAAGCAUUGGAGGCCGUGGCACCAAAUAUCCAUUCAAUCCUGAAGACAAACUACAAUGGACUCACAAUGCCAAGAAGUCACUCAAGGAAAUUCUUGAAGUCGACUAA